Fukomys damarensis (Damara mole-rat) is the source of this 2347-nucleotide messenger RNA. RefSeq names its product complement C2 (gene C2). Gene Ontology annotation, biological process: complement activation; proteolysis. The record is from RefSeq and is a predicted model, not a curated record. Gene Ontology annotation, cellular component: extracellular region. Gene Ontology annotation, molecular function: serine-type endopeptidase activity. NCBI's taxonomy places the organism in Eukaryota, Metazoa, Chordata, Mammalia, Rodentia, Bathyergidae. The coding region runs from base 101 to 2062 and encodes 653 amino acids. The transcript is spliced from 17 exons.
AGUGUCUCAAUGAGAGCCGAGCCAGGGCCCCCGGCCGUCCCUGCCCCUCCUCUCCCCUCCAGCUGUCCGCUGUCCCGGCCCAGUGGACUUUGAGAACGGCAUGUACACUCCAAGGCUGGGCCUCCACCCCGUGGGCGGCAACCUGAGCUUCGAGUGCGACGAGGGCUUCAACCUGCGCGGCUCCCCGGUGCGGCGCUGUCGCCCCAACGGCCUGUGGGACGGGGAGACCGCUGUGUGCGACAACGGGGCUGGCCACUGCCCCAACCCCGGCAUCUCGGUGGGUGCAGUGCGGACGGGAUCCCGCUUCGGCUUCGGGGACAAGGUCAGCUACAGCUGUUCCUCCAGUCUGGUGCUCACCGGGUCAGCGCAGCGCGAGUGCCAGGCCAGCGGGGUCUGGAGCGGCACGGAACCCGUCUGCCGCCAGCCCUACUCCUACGACUUUCCCGAGGACGUGGCCCCCGCCCUGGGCACCUCGCUGUCUCACCUGCUGGGAGCCACCAACCCCAUGCGGACAAAGGAGGGAAGUGUGGCCCGUAGGAUCCAGAUCCAGCGCUCCGGGCAUCUGAACCUCUACCUGCUGCUGGAUGCCUCACAGAGCGUGUCAGAGAGGGACUUCGAGAUCUUCAAGGACAGCGCCAUCUCCAUGGUGGACAGGAUCUUCAGCUUCGAGAUCAAUGUCAGCGUCGCCAUCAUCACCUUUGCCUCAAAGCCCAAAGUAAUCAUGUCUGUCCUGUGGGACAAAUCUCGGGAUGUGACGGAAGUGACCUACAGACUGGAGAACGCCAACUACAGAGAUCAUGAAAACGGAACUGGCACCAACAUCUAUGAGGCCCUCAACAGUGUCUACCUCAUGAUGAAUAACCAGAUGGUGCGCUUGGGCAUGCAGACUGCAGCCUGGCAGGAAAUCCGACACGCCAUCAUCCUUCUGACGGACGGAAAGUCCAACAUGGGUGGCUCUCCCAGGCCGGCAGUCAACAGCAUCAGAGACGUCCUGAACAUCAGGCAGGACAGGACGGACUACCUGGACAUCUAUGCCAUCGGGGUGGGCAACCUGGACGUGGACUGGAAGGAGCUGAAUGAGCUGGCAUCCGAGAAGGACGGGGAGAAGCAUGCCUUCAAGCUGCCCGAUGCGCAGGCGCUGCGCCAAGUCUUCGAGCACGUGCUGGACGUCUCCAUGCUCACGGACACCGUCUGUGGGGUGGGGAACAUGUCAGCCGAUGCCUCCGACCAGGAGAGGACGCCCUGGCAUGUCACCAUCAAGCCCAGGAGCCAGAAGACCUGCCGUGGGGCGCUGCUCUCCGACCAGUGGGUGCUGACGGCAGCUCACUGCUUCUACCAGGCCGAGGACCGCUCCCUGUGGAGGGUCAUCGUGGGGGACCCCAGCUCCCCAUGGGGCAAAGAAUUCCUCAUUGAGAAGGAAGUGAUCCAUCCCGGCUUUGACGUGCACGCAAAGAAGAACCAGGGCAUCCCGGAGUUCUAUGGCAAUGACAUUGCCCUGCUCAAGUUGGCCCAGAAAGUGCAGAUGUCCACUCACGCCAGGCCCAUCUGCCUCCCCUGCACCGUGGAGGCCAACACUGCCCUGCGGAGACUUCAGCGCAGCACCUGCAGGGAUCACGAGACUGAGCUGCUGAGCCCACAGAGCAUCCCCGCUCACUUUGUGGCCUUGAAUGGGAGCAAACUGAACAUCAACCUCAAGAUGGGGUCAGAGAGGACACGCUGUGUUGAGGCCGUUGCCCAAGACACAAAGUCGUUCCCCGACCUGAAGGAGGUCGGGGAGGCAGUGACCGACCAGUUCCUGUGCAGCGGGAUGGAGGGUGACGCCAACCCCUGCAGAGGAGAAUCCGGGGGAGCGGUUUUCCUGGAGCGCAGGUUCAGGUAUUUCCAGGUCGGCCUGGUGAGCUGGGGCCUUUACAACCCCUGCCAGGAUGCUCCCAACAAAAAUGUGCGCAGAAAGGCUCCCCAGGGUGCCCCACCGCCGCGAGAUUUCCACCUGAGCCUCUUCCGCCUGCAGCCCUGGCUCAGGCAGCACCUGGAGGGUGUGCUGAACUUUUUGCCGCUUUAAUCAGGGCCCUGGCCCCUUGGCUGUCCCUCCAGGAUCUGCCAUCUCCCCCAUCUCCCACCCCUGACGUCCACCCCAAGAUCCUGUGCCCUGUCUGCGCUCCUAGCUGCAGAAAUUCGGGGCCCCAGGCACGCAGAGGAGCGGGGAUUCCCAGGCUGGUGCCGGUGUGAUGCCCUGCCCCUCCCCUCCUGGGCCAUCCUCAAGUCUCCCCCCCGUGUUUGCUGUGAUCCUUUUCACCUUCACACGGAAUUUCCCAGUUAUGAAAUUAAUAAAACCCUAAGAUUUCUC